AUGCAACUGGAAGACGUGUCACAAGGCGGGAUGUCUUCUGAAACUGGUAAUACAAGGGAGGAUGGGACUCCUCCUCCAAAUGGAGAGAUUCGAGACCUAGGAUACCCUACUCCACCACCCACUAAUCGGGCUAGUCCCUCUGGGGGAUCAGGCGAAGAAUUGGAACCAGUCAUCCGUCUCACUUCCGUCAUUACGUACAGCCAUCGACCGUCAGCAGGACCGGGAUCGGGACCCGGCCCUGGACAUCCAGACUCCGUUGGACUAACAGGGGAAUCCGAGUUUUAUCUUUUGGAUGGCGGAGGAGAUAAGGGAGUUUAUCAGUGUUUCCGAGAAGAUAGUGGACCUUGGCAGUGCGAUCCCAAUCAAGACCUCUACCCUCUGUAUCCAACGUUGAGUGAAGCCUCCUUCCCAACUCCUCUCAGUUCUCCCGGAUGCUGCAAUUCCAGCACGCAUUUCCAUUACGGUGCACAUGCCCACGGAAUUACCCCAGAUGAUUCUCAGGAACUCAAGUCCCAUCAUAACCCCUCCUACGAAAAGUAA
Messenger RNA from Darwinula stevensoni, 540 nucleotides. The record is from the annotation of a GenBank genome assembly. NCBI's taxonomy places the organism in Eukaryota, Metazoa, Arthropoda, Ostracoda, Podocopida, Darwinulidae.